Messenger RNA from Peromyscus eremicus (cactus mouse), 1722 nucleotides. Its product is annotated as zinc finger protein 416-like. The annotation marks the transcript as partial. The transcript has 3 exons. Lineage: Eukaryota; Metazoa; Chordata; Mammalia; Rodentia; Cricetidae. Gene Ontology annotation, biological process: regulation of DNA-templated transcription. The record is from RefSeq and is a predicted model, not a curated record.
ACGCCUCGGGUCUCUUUAUCACAAAGGCCCCGAACUCGAUCCGCAAAGUUGUUAUUGCGACCCCGCUCAGCUGCAUGGAGGGACUUUAGGCUUAAACUUCUAGCAGCUCUAAGAACCAAGGUUUAAAUCCUUGAACCUGCCACUGAAACCAAAGGAGGAGGCUGCGUAACCAAGGAAACUACAUUGCCCACAAUUCUUUGAGCCGAGUGGCAAAAGGCUGGACCUGAGAAAGGCCUUGUCGGUGUUUGGACCGCAAGCUUUGGGCAAGACUUACUACAUCUCUGCCAAGCGGUCCUUGUAGCUGCUUUGGGGUUAUUUCUGGCUAUCAUCAAUAUAAGAGUGUGUAGUGGGGACCAAGGUAGGCGGAGAGGACAGGCAGGUCUGCAGAUCUACGUCGCUACCACUGGCGGCCGUGAGGGAUGCUCGAAUGUUUGCAAAGUAAGAUGGUUGCUGCCACCGCAGUGGCGCAACCUGCUCUAGUAAGUGUCACGUUCCCCUGGGCCUCACCACAGUCCUACUAGAUCCCCAGUACAGUUCUGUUCUCCUCCCUAUUGUAGAAAUCCCUGUGUCCUGAACAGUACUGGGCUUGUGAAUGGAAUCCCUGUUACUGAUUUCGGAUGUGAUUGGAUGAGAGUGGGUCCCACAAAGGACUAAUUGAUAGAUGUGUGUCCUGUCUUGUUUACAAGAAUAAACAGGACCAUUUACGCCUUACAAUGGAAUGGGAAGGUGAGGAAUUUUACGUGUAUCCUUACGGAUCUGGGGCUUAGUGAGGAUCGGAAUGAAAGAACACGGUUUAAAAACAUCUUUCAAAGUAGCCUGGAGGGGUGAGCACUGAGACCCAGGAAGGUUGAGGCUACUAGGAGUCAGCUAUGAGUGCUGACGUCUAGAGAUAGAUAAUUCAGAUCUAAUAAGGCCUCAUAGCUCUAGGACUGGAUAUGGAGGCCUGAGCUGGUGAAACCCCUACCAUGAUCCUUGGCAACCUUCCCACAGAUUCUCAUGACUACUUAUGGAUUGUUCACAGGUGAGUAAAGAGUGUAUUCCAGGGGAUUCGCUGAUGACCUCACUCCUUGUCUCUGGAAUUGUGUGCUAAACUGAUUGUUUCACCAGAGUUCUACUGCAUGGACCUGGAGAACUCCCAAACCAGGAGUGGAAACCCAGGCUGGGGGUUAUAUAGAAAGGUUUCUCACAAAACUCUUAGCAACCAGGGGGGAUGAGAAAAGAAAGGCUACCCAGGCAUGGGUUCCAAAAUAUGGAACUGAAAUAUGAGGCUGAACUUGCUUAGUGAUACAGGUUGCCUGUCCUUCUGCUGUCCCAUGUCUAUUCUGGAGAUGAUGGGAGCAGAGAUGAUUUGGUAAGAUUUUUACCAGGUUCCCCAUGGCUGCAGCAAGAACACACUGUAAGCGUUACAGCUCAGAUGAAAAGGGCUGUGUGACUUUUGAAGACGUGGCUGUGUACUUCUGCCAGCGAGAGUGGGAGCUCCUGGAUGAAGCUCAGAGGCUACUGUAUCUCACUGUGAUGCUGGAGAACUUUGCACUUAUAACCUCACUGGAUUGUUGGUAUGAAUCAGAGUAUGAAAAAAAUCCUUCUGUACGGAGUGUUUGUGUAGAAAUGCCACAAGCCCGGACUCCAAAGGAAACUCUACUCACUGGAAAGACUCAACCCUGUGACAUCUGUGUUCUUGUCUUGACAGACAUUUUGCAUCUGUAUGACCUACCUGGACAA